This is a messenger RNA of Eptesicus fuscus (big brown bat), 237 nucleotides long. RefSeq names its product P antigen family member 3-like. The record is from RefSeq and is a predicted model, not a curated record. The coding region runs from base 1 to 237 and encodes 78 amino acids. The transcript has 4 exons. Lineage: Eukaryota; Metazoa; Chordata; Mammalia; Chiroptera; Vespertilionidae.
AUGGCUCCCAGUGAUGAACAACCUCAAAAAGAGGAGCCACCCACUGAGAGUCAGGAUGUUACACCUGAUGAAGAGAAAGCAGAUGCAGGAGCACCUGAGGAAAUGACUCAGCCAAAGACUGAUGGUGAGGAUGGAGACGAGCUUGAAGUAAAGGGCGAGAUGGGGAAGGUCCUCGAGGUCAGUGCCUUUGUCCUCUCGGGCAUCAUGGCCGCCAUGGCCCUUGAAGUCCUAGUGUGA